Messenger RNA from Mycena indigotica, 1824 nucleotides. RefSeq lists its product as uncharacterized. Bases 10 to 1824 code for a protein of 604 amino acids. The record is from RefSeq and is a predicted model, not a curated record. Gene Ontology annotation, biological process: purine ribonucleoside salvage; carbohydrate metabolic process. The transcript has 16 exons. Lineage: Eukaryota; Fungi; Basidiomycota; Agaricomycetes; Agaricales; Mycenaceae. Gene Ontology annotation, molecular function: phosphopentomutase activity; magnesium ion binding.
UGUUCAACCAUGUCGACCAUUGAGCUGCUCGCUGCUGAAUGGUUGCGGCUGGAUCAGAAUCCUGAUACCCGUGCUGAAAUCGAGGAACUAGUGCGUGAAAAAAAUACCAAGGAACUGGAGCGCAGGUUGCGGACCCGUAUUGAAUUUGGAACCGCGGGUCUCCGCGGAAGAAUGGCGGCUGGAUGGGCCUGCAUGAAUGGUCUGGAAUAUCUGUUCCACUUAUGUCUUGCAAAGUUUGACUGGGUCAUAGAUAUCAUCGUCAUCCAAGCGUCUCAAGGCCUUUGUGAAUAUGUACGGGCCACCAUUGAUCAAGCUCCGACACGAGGAAUUGUCAUUGGCCACGAUCACAGACACAACUCGGAACGAUGGGCCAAGCUGACUGCUUCCGUGUUCAUCAACUCUGGAUUCAAAGUUUACCUUCACAGAGGCCUUGUACAUACGCCACUGGUCCCAUUCAGCGUUCAAGCUUUGAAUGCGUCGUGUGGCGUUAUGAUAACGGCGUCCCACAACCCUAAGGAUGACAACGGUUACAAGGUCUACUGGGAGAAUGCGGUUCAAAUCAUUGGACCCCAUGACAAAGGAAUAUCAGCAGCGAUCGCAGUCAAUUUGGUGCCCAAGACAUGGUUGAACGACCAGCUUGACUCGUCCUCUCUUUGCGUGGACUGCACUGAAGACAUGAAGAAUCAAUAUUUCACAAAUUUAUUCACACUGAACCUGACCAAAACUUUGAACCAGGCUUCAAAACUGAAAUUCGUCAACACGUCAUUGCAUGGAGUUAGUGACGCCUUUGUUUCUCGAGCGUUCGAGAUCUUUGGGUUCCAUCCAUAUGCUCCGGUCCACGAACAGCAGCGUCCUGAUCCAGACUUUCCUUCCGUUACCUUUCCAAAUCCGGAGGAGAAAGGCGCAUUAGAUCUCGCUAUUAAGACUGCUGAUACCCAGCAAGCGAACUAUGUCCUUUCCCAAGAUCCUGACUCGGAUCGAUUCUGUGCAGCUGAACGCAGAAAUGGCGAUUGGAUCAUCUUCACUGGUGAUCAGCUUGGGACUCUCUUCGCUGCCCAAGCCUUGGACCGUUAUAAAGCUGAGAAUAAGCCCCUGUCAAAGCUUGCUAUGGUAGCAUCCACGGUUUCUAGCAAGAUGCUUGAAAAAAUGGCUCAAAUAGAGGGUUUUAAAUUUGUUGAAUGCUUGACUGGCUUCAAGUUUAUUGGCAAUACAGCCUUGAAUCUGGUGGACCAGGGCUACGAAGUGCCUAUGGGGUACGAGGAAGCCAUUGGUUUCAUGUUUGGCUCUCGAAUAAGGGACAAGGAUGGCGUCGCAGCCACUAUGGCGUUCGCUGAACUGGCUGUUCUUCUUGAAAGUCAAGGGAAAACUGUGUCCUCGUAUCUGCAAGAGCUCUACCAAACAUACGGGUACUUCCAGACAAGCAACAGCUACUUUGUCUGUCGAAACCCCACUAUAAUCGACAAGAUAUUCAAGCGCCUUCGCAACUUCGAGACAGAUACUGGUCGCUCAUACCCUCCAACAAUCGCUGGAUUGAAGGUAACCAGUGUGGUCGAUCUGACAACUGGAUACGACAGCACAAACCCGCCCAGCUACGAGCCGUCGUUGCCGCUCUCAUCAGGCCAUAUGGUCCAGUUUAGGGCUUCUGCGAAUGACACUAAAAUCGUUCUUACUAUCCGAACUAGCGGCACUGAACCCAAGAUCAAGUAUUAUCUUGAAGCAACGGGACAGGAAACUGACACGGUUCACGCGGUUUUAAAGCAAGUCGUGAACGAGCUUGCGAGUGGUUGGAUGGAAGCCGACAAGAAUCAACUCGGUAGACCAUAA